Syzygium oleosum is the source of this 1081-nucleotide messenger RNA. Its product is annotated as L-ascorbate peroxidase 3. Gene Ontology annotation, molecular function: peroxidase activity; heme binding. The transcript is spliced from 9 exons. The record is from RefSeq and is a predicted model, not a curated record. Gene Ontology annotation, biological process: cellular response to oxidative stress; response to reactive oxygen species; hydrogen peroxide catabolic process. NCBI's taxonomy places the organism in Eukaryota, Viridiplantae, Streptophyta, Magnoliopsida, Myrtales, Myrtaceae. The coding region runs from base 65 to 889 and encodes 274 amino acids.
AUUGCUUUCGCCAUCACCUGUCUUAGUUCUUUCAUUGGCCUUAUUCUCAGAGAACUUUGUUCGAAUGGCGCUGGUCGUGGACGCGGAGUACUUGAAGCAAAUUGUGAAGGCUCGCAGACUGCUCCGCGGCCUCAUUUCGAGCACACAGUGUGCCCCUAUCAUGCUUCGCUUAGCGUGGCAUGACGCGGGAACUUAUGAUGCAAGAACAAAGACGGGAGGGCCUAAUGGCUCGAUACGGAAUGAAGCCGAACUGAAACAUGGUUCGAACAAUGGAUUAAAGAUUGCUGUUGAUUUAUGUGAGGAAGUCAAGGCCAGAUGUCCGAAAAUUUCCUAUGCAGAUUUUUACCAGCUUGCUGGGGUUGUCGCAGUUGAGGUUACAGGCGGUCCCUCCAUUAACUUCGUCCCUGGAAGAAAGGAUUCUAUGGGGUCUCCAGAGGAAGGCCGUCUUCCAGAUGCUGCUAAAGGCGCAUCGCAUUUAAGGGAAAUAUUUUAUCGGAUGGGCCUAUCAGACAAGGAUAUUGUAGCAUUAUCUGGAGGCCAUACUUUGGGAAGAGCACAUAAGGAUAGAUCAGGCUUUGAUGGACCCUGGACCAAGGAACCCCUAAAGUUCGAUAAUUCGUAUUUUGUGGAACUUCUGAAACGAAACUCGCCAGGACUUCUGAAACUUCCGACAGAUAGAGUUCUUGUGGAGGAUCCAGAGUUUCGUCGCUAUGUAGAGCUAUAUGCCAAGGAUGAGGAAGCCUUCUUUGAAGACUAUGCACUGUCACACAAGAAGCUGUCCGAGCUAGGCUUUUCUCCGGCUUACUUGGGCUUAAUGCUGGUGAAACUCAAAUCAGGAUUUGCUGCAGCCUGGAGUCAUUUCUUUGGAGUUCACCAAAAAGUGAAGUGAAAAAAAGAACACUAUGAAGUGUGAAUAAUGUGUGGUUUCGUGAUCUCGUCGAAAUUUAGAUUUCUUUAAUACAAAAUUACAACCGUAAAUGCCGAUGAGUACAAAAUGUCAUCCAGUCGUUGGGUGCUGAUUCUCACAAUAAGUAUGAAGAUUUCCUAUUUUGAAGUGAAGAGAGACUCAACAUUCAGGAAA